Messenger RNA from Durusdinium trenchii, 420 nucleotides. NCBI's taxonomy places the organism in Eukaryota, Dinophyceae, Suessiales, Symbiodiniaceae. The record is from the annotation of a GenBank genome assembly.
AUGAAGGGUGUUGGAGUCGAAGCAAAGUUGAAGAACGGACUCCUUGCUCACCAUGCCUAUGCCUUGCUCAAAAUUCUCCCAGAGAAGCUGGACAAUGGCAACUCUGUAAACUUGAUGCAGAUUGCCAAUCCACAUCACACUGGGGAGUGGAAGGGUGAUUGGGCCGACUACAACAUCUUCAACAAGGAACUUGCAUCUGAACGUUGGGCCGAAAACCCGGAGCUUGCCAAGCGGAUUGGAGCACUGCGCCGCGAUGAUGGUACUUUCUUCAUGUCCUUCGAUGACUGGGAGGCAAAUUUCACCAAAGUUGUGAUUUGCCCAGUUGGCGGCAAGCCCCUUGAUUCAGAUGAAGUUACUGAAGAGGAUGCGGAAGAUGAAGAGGAGCCAAAAGGCUUUUUUUCCAGUUUGUUUGGCUGGUAA